AUGGCAUCAUCUCACGGAAGCUGCCGCUGCGGCAACAUCAGAAUAUCGUUUAAAGGAGACCCAGUGACCACAGCCGCCUGCCACUGCCUCGACUGCCGAAAAGUCUCAGGCAGCGCCUUUGGCGUAAGCGUCCUCGUCCCAGCCGCCGCCUUCACAUGCGAAAAGGGCACGCCGAUAGACUACGCCAGCGCAUCUGACAGCGGCAACGAGGUCGUCAACCACUUUUGCGGAACUUGCGGCGUCACGCUCUGGGCCGACGGGGCGUCUUCCCCGUUCAAGUUCGUCAAGGCCGGCGUGUUGGAUGAUCCUUCCGCGUUGGAUCGGUCGAAGCCCGCUGCUGAGAUCUAUAUCUGCCGUCGUGCCGCGUGGUGUUCGGCAUUGGAGGGGACUCAGCAGACGGAGAAGAUGUAG
Molecule: messenger RNA, 411 nt
Organism: Colletotrichum phormii
Lineage: Eukaryota; Fungi; Ascomycota; Sordariomycetes; Glomerellales; Glomerellaceae
Product: Mss4-like protein
Exons: 2
Coding region: 1-411 (136 amino acids)
Molecular function (GO): carbon-sulfur lyase activity
Source: RefSeq, a predicted model, not a curated record